Molecule: messenger RNA, 1631 nt
Organism: Brachypodium distachyon (stiff brome)
Lineage: Eukaryota; Viridiplantae; Streptophyta; Magnoliopsida; Poales; Poaceae
Exons: 6
Coding region: 44-1162 (372 amino acids)
Source: RefSeq, a predicted model, not a curated record
GACUUGUUCGUCUUUCCAGUAGUUUCCGCCUCUUCGUGGCAAGAUGAAGUUCGUAGUAGGAGAGGAGGAAAGGCGAAGCCGUGCGAACUGGGGAGAAAUGGGGAAAGGCGGCGAGCUGUGGGAUGACUCCGCCCUGGUCGACGCCUUCGACCACGCCGUCUCCACCUUCAAGGCAAUGCAUGGCAAGAACAACCUAUCUGCUUCAUCUGAGAAACAAGAGUCAGAAGAUGUCACUGCUUCUGUCGACACUGCUGCUGGAGAAGAGUCCGUCUCUGAGAAACAAGAACCAGAACAUGUCAUUGCUUCUGCAGAUGAGCAAUUAGAGAAAGCUGGCAACUUGACUAACUUACCUGCUGAUCAAACGGAGGCACCACAACACCCCUGUGAAGAAAUAAAGACCAUCGAGCAAGCUCCUCUUCAAGCAACUGAUCUGGGCAAAGAGGCAAAUGUAUCAGAAUCCAAGACAUGCUCCUCAGAUAUUACUGAUACUGAGAGAAGGGAUAGCUCAAACCAGCAGACAUGGGACUACAAUGAAUUACUCAGGAAGUAUUACGAACUUGAGGUGCAAAGCCAGAAAGUUCUUGAGCAACUCCAUCAGACAAAUUACUGGAAUUAUCAAAUCCCUGGACAAUCUUCAGCAUACCAACAGCAGCAAGUUCCUGCCUAUAGUGCCACAGCACCAGAUCCAAACUACUCAACCGCUCACCCCCCAUGCUGCUCUUUGAAUGUCCCCAUGGUAUCUAUCUCUUGCUGUUCAACCGGCCAGCAAAGUGCCGAUUCCACUUCUAUGCCACCUAGCGGAGGCUGCAGCAUAUCAUUGACUUGUGAUCAAUGCCCUGGAGCAAGCGCCACAUAUCCUACAGGUGCAACCUUCAUGCAGUUUCCAACUAAGGUAUCUGCUAAUGAUGAUCAGGUUGGUAAGGCUGCAAUGAUGACUGCUGAAGGUGCCAUGAAUUUCAUAAAAAGUUCAAUAUCUGGAGACCCCGGCUCCUUUGCAAGUGAAACUGGAAAGCAGAACACAAAUGUCGGCAUGACGCCGAAUUUUGACACCACAGGGGCUGACAGCGAUCUUGCUGUUGUCUUAAAUGCAUGGUAUACAGCAGGAUUUCACACUGGCAGGUAUGUCAUGCAGCAAUCCAUGAAAAAUUCCCGACAAAAUUAACUACCAAAACCCAGAUAGAGGUUGACGAAGGGUCCCUUCCUCUUCUUGCUUAUGGAAGAAUCGAGAUAUCUACUCCAGCUUUUGACUGAAUCGAACAUGUCAAUGGAGUUUCGCAUGCACGGUUUUAUGCUGGCCAGCUUUCAAGGAUGAGCGAGGAUUAGACUUGGCAGGAAAACUUAACUAAAAUACAUAUCCGUUCGCAAGGAUUAUGUUGCCUUCCUAUCCAAUCAAGUGCCGAAUGGGAAAGAUGAUGUGUUGAUGAUUUUGUAACCCAAAUCUGUCAAGAAAAAAAGAAUCAGUAUCAAUAUAUAUUAGCUGGGUGUUUGGUCAAUCCACUUCUCCAUUGUCUGAUGGUAAUAUUGUAGGGAACUGUUGAGCAGCCAUGCGGAAUGAGGCUUGGAACUUUGGAAGGUGUACUCUCUUCAAACUAAGUACUCCUACCAUUUGUGCCACGUGAAUAGCUUACAUC